Molecule: messenger RNA, 327 nt
Organism: Staurois parvus
Lineage: Eukaryota; Metazoa; Chordata; Amphibia; Anura; Ranidae
Source: the annotation of a GenBank genome assembly
UGGGCACAGGUGGGCGCACUGCUGGGCACAGGUGGGUGCACUGCUGGGCACAGGUGGGCGCACUGCUGGGCACAGGUGGGCAGAACUGGUGGGUGGCACUGCUGGGCACCGAUCAUCAGGGCACUGAUCAUCAGUGCCCUGAUGAUCGCAGUAUUUUCCUCAUGCUCUGACAGCGUGAGGAAAGUGCAGCCGAGAACCGGCAAUUGCAUUUCCCGGUGAUCAGCGUGUCAUUGGACAUGGCUGAUCACGUGGUAAAAGGCCGCUGUGAUUGGCCUUUUACUACAUCACGUGAUCAGCUGUGUCCGUAGGACCAGCGAUCACGGAGAU